GGGAGCCGGGGCGCGUGGGGCGGCGAGCUCGCGGCGCCGUCUGUGCUUCCUCAGCGCCCGGCCGUGCGCUCCGUGCCCGUCCCGCCAUGGCAGUGCCCGGCUGCCCACCCGGACCCGCCGCGCCCCUAGCCGAGCGUCUGCGGCCGCUGCUGCCGCUGCUGCUGCUGCUGCUGCUGUUGUUGCGGGCGGGACCCGCACGCGCCGAGACUAAGGUGUUUGGGGAUUUGGACCAGGUGCGGAUGACGUCGGAGGGCUCGGACUGCCGCUGUAAGUGCAUCAUGCGACCUCUGAGCAAGGACGCGUGCAGUCGUGUGCGCAGCGGGCGCGCGCGGGUGGAGGACUUCUACACCGUGGAGACGGUGAGCUCGGGGGCCGACUGCCGCUGCUCCUGCACCGCGCCACCCUCCUCGCUCAACCCCUGCGAGAACGAGUGGAAGAUGGAGAAGCUCAAAAAGCAGGCGCCCGAGCUCCUCAAGCUGCAGUCCAUGGUGGAUCUCCUGGAGGGCGCCCUGUACAGCAUGGAUCUGAUGAAGGUCCACGCCUACGUCCACAAGGUGGCCUCCCAGAUGAACACGCUGGAGGAGAGCAUCAAGGCCAACCUAAGCCGGGAGAACGAGGUGGUGAAGGACAGCGUGCGCCACCUCAGCGAGCAGAUGAAGAGUUACGAGAACCACUCGGCCAUCAUGCUAAGCAUCAAGAAGGAGCUGGCCAACCUGGGCCUCCAGCUGCUGCAGAGGGACGCAGCGGCCGCCCCUGCUACCACGCCUGCCGCGGGCCCCGGUAGUAGCAAGGCUCAGGACACAGCUGGAGGGAAAGGCAAGGAUACCAACAAAUAUGGCAAUAUGCCAAAGAGCUUUGCAGACAAAGUCAUCACAAAGGCUCCUAAGGAGAAGCUACUGAAGGUGGAGAGAUUGAGGAAGGACAAUGCCAAGGGCCGAUUCCCCCAACCCACAGCCAAGCCCCGGGCCCUGGCCCAGCAGCAGGCGGUGAUCCGGGGUUUUACCUACUACAAGGCAGCCAGGCAAGAGGCAACAGAGGGCAUGGCUGACAAUGCCCUCAAGGGCACUUCCUGGCUAGAACAGCCGCCGCCCAAGGUUGAAGGCAAGCCUCCAGAGCCCAACUCCGCUGAGCAGGACGAGGCUGAGCCCAAGGCUUCCGAGGGAGCAGACUUCACCACUACCAUCCCCACCACAGAUCCUGCCACCACCACUACCACCGCGGCUCCCUCCACCACCCUGGCUCCCACCACGAGUCCCCGGCCCACCGAACCACCUUCACGCCCAGAAGACCCCAGCCAAGGCAGAGAGGCCAGCUGUGAGGGUACCCUGCGGGCUGUGGACCCCCCAGUGAGACAUCACAGCUACGGAAGGCACGAGGGAGCCUGGAUGAAGGACCCCACAGCCCGAGACGACAGGAUCUACGUCACCAACUACUAUUAUGGAAACAGCCUGGUGGAAUUCCGCAACCUGGACAACUUCAAGCAAGGCCGCUGGAGUAACAUGUACAAGCUGCCCUACAACUGGAUCGGCACGGGCCACGUGGUGUACCAGGGUGCCUUCUACUACAACCGGGCCUUCACCAAGAACAUCAUCAAGUACGACCUGCGCCAGCGCUUUGUGGCCUCCUGGGCGCUGUUGCCCGACGUGGUGUAUGAAGACACCACCCCUUGGAAGUGGCGCGGCCACUCGGACAUUGACUUCGCUGUGGACGAGAGCGGCUUGUGGGUCAUCUACCCCGCCGUGGAUGACCACGACGAAGCCCAAUCCGAGGUGAUCGUGCUGAGCCGCCUGGACCCGGGCGACCUCUCUGUGCACCGGGAGACCACGUGGAAGACCAGGCUGCGGCGGAACUCCUACGGGAACUGCUUCCUGGUGUGUGGCAUCCUGUACGCCGUGGACACCUACAACCAGCCCGAGGGCCUGGUGGCCUACGCCUUCGACACGCACACGGGCACCGACGCGCGCCCGCAGCUGCCCUUCCGCAACGAGCACGCCUACACCACGCAGAUCGACUACAACCCCAAGGAGCGCGUGUUGUACGCCUGGGACAACGGCCACCAGCUCACCUACACCCUCCACUUUGUGGUCUAGUGGCCCUGGGCUCCCAGGGGAGGGCAGGGGCACGAGGGGCCCUCGUGGCGGUCCAUGGGGCCUCUGGGGCUGUGGUGGAGGCAGCUGGUAGCCAGGGUGCUCCCUUAGUACCAGGCAGGUGGCAUCCGGCUCCAUCGGCAGAGCACUGCACCAGGGAGGGCCCUUGAGUCCACCCCAGGCCUCCCAUGGAGGCCCUUGUCAUGGACAAGCUGAUCCAUGUCCCCAGGGCCAGCAUCGCAGCCGGAGGCAGGCAGUCUGUGUCUCCCAGUAGCCCCUUCCUCCAGGUGGGAUUGCCCAUGCCCUCCCCCACCUGCAGCCCUCUCCUCUCUCCCCCUUCCCAGAGGCCUCUGGGCCACUGCCCUAGCAGGGUGCCAUUCCAGGGCCCUGUUCCAGCUGAGCUGUUGGUGGCACUGGGCCCCCCCCCCCCCUUGUUCAUGCUCUGGCUUCUUGCUUUGUCUUAGGACAGUGCCCCCUCCCCCCUCCCCUGUUAGGCUACCCUCUAGACCUCACGUGUCACCUAGGCAUGGAGCAGGAGCCACACCCGGAGAGGAGGCGCUGGCGGCCUCCUCUUCCACCCUCAGUCCUAUUUCUCCUGAUCUCCCCACAGGCCAUGCGUCUCUCAGCUGCUGAGAAGAUGCUGGAAGCUGCCGCCCUCCUGUAGCUACCACUACCAGGGAGCUGGGCUGAGACUCCCCAGCCUCAUCUCAGGCUUUGGGUCCUUUCCCUGGCCUCUCCCACAGCCUCUGGGCCUGGGGUCCUUUCUGGACCUUCAAAUCCAUAAACCAAUAAAACACUCAGGGAUUCCUCCAGCUCUGCUGUGAGCAAGGGCUCAGCCUGAGGCCGGGGUAGGGCGAGGAUGGGGCAGUUCUCCUCUCCCUUGUCUAUCCUGGCCCUGGUUACCUGGUGGGCUGGCCAGCUGCCUUGGGGGUAGUGGGAUGGGGGGAAGGCAGGCAGAGUGCUGGUUUCUGGGCAGGCUUUGGGCCUGCUGCUUGCAGACAAGCACCCGAAAAGGGACGUAAGAAAGGGAGCAUGCAGGUCUGAGCAGCAGGCUUCUCCUGGCUUUGAAAUGUUGGGUGGUGUGACAGAACCUGAGGACAUACAAGGGGUCCUCCUGGCAUAGGGACUAUUGGUGCCACCACCCCCCCCCCCCCGGCCAGGCUCCACUCUAGACGGCCUAGAGCUCAAGAUCCCAGUCUGCUUCACCCAGUAUUUUUAGGGUAGGAAGUUCUCUACUCCAACUCCCAGUUUUGCCAAAGAGAAAAAAGGCCCAGAAGGGUCUCAGGGGCAGCUUCGAUCACACAUGGCACAGACAUAGCAGACCUCCUUUGGGAAGCGCUUCAUUCUCCCAGCUUGCAGGCAGCUGGUGGUUCACACCUGUAAUCCUAGCUUCACUCAGGAGGCUGAGAUCUGAGGAUGGCAGUUCAAAGCCAGCCUGGGCAGGAAAGUCUGUGAGGCUCU
Molecule: messenger RNA, 3548 nt
Organism: Perognathus longimembris pacificus (Pacific pocket mouse)
Lineage: Eukaryota; Metazoa; Chordata; Mammalia; Rodentia; Heteromyidae
Gene: Olfml2a
Product: olfactomedin like 2A
Exons: 8
Coding region: 87-2090 (667 amino acids)
Biological process (GO): signal transduction
Source: RefSeq, a predicted model, not a curated record